CACGUGUAUUACUUAUAACCUAAUUUAUAAUUUCUCGUUUUUAUUACUUAAAAAAUUAAAAAUAAAAUAUAUCUUAAAAAAAUGUUACGAAGACAAGCAAGAUUGCGUAGAGAAUAUCUGUACAGAAAAUCAGUUCAAGAUAAGUUAAAAAGCAUCCAAGAAAAGAAGGAGAAACUCAAACGUAGUCUUGAACAAAAUAUACCAAUACAUCCAGAUCUAAAAAAAGAUGCUUUGAAUAUACAAAAGCAAUUAGCUUGGGAAGAUGCUGGACCAGAAAUGGCUAUUGCUAUUGGAACCGAGAUGGGUGGAACUUUGGGAUCUCAUGAAGAUGAUGAAUAUAGAUGGGCUGGAGUCGAAGAUCCAAAAAUUGUGAUUACUACUUCUCGUGAUCCAAGUUCUAGAUUAAAAAUGUUUGUUAAAGAAUUAAGAUUGAUAUUUCCCAAUUCUCAAAGAAUGAAUCGAGGAAAUUAUGAAAUGAAACAAUUAAUACAUGCCUGUAGAGCAAAUGAUGUUACAGAUUUUAUAAUUGUACAUGAACAUAGAGGUGUUCCUGAUUCUAUUAUUAUAUGUCAUUUACCCUAUGGACCAACUGCAUAUUUUACAAUGUCAGAUGUUAUUAUGAGGCAUGAUAUUCCCAAUAUUGGAACGAUGUCUGAACAAUAUCCUCAUCUUAUAUUUCAUAAUUUUAAAACAAAGUUAGGCGAACGUGUUAUGAAUAUUUUAAAAUAUUUAUUCCCAGUACCAAAGGAAGAUAGCAAAAGAAUAAUCACUUUUGCUAAUCAUGAUGAUUAUAUAUCAUUUCGCCAUCACACGUGUAAAAAGAUUCAUGGAAAAGAUAUUGAAUUGUCAGAAGUUGGACCCAGGUUUCAAUUGAGAUUAUAUGAAAUUAAAUUAGGCACCUUAGAUGCAGAAGCAGCAGCUGAUAUAGAAUGGGCGUUGAGACCUUACAUGAAUACUAGCCAUAAAAGAAGAUUUCUUUCUGAUGAAGAUGGAUGGCAACAAGAAGAUGAUAUUUAAAAUUUUUAUAUCUUUCUAUCAAUUCCAACAAAUGUUCU
Messenger RNA from Apis florea (little honeybee), 1055 nucleotides. RefSeq names its product U3 small nucleolar ribonucleoprotein IMP4. Gene Ontology annotation, molecular function: rRNA primary transcript binding; snoRNA binding. Gene Ontology annotation, biological process: rRNA processing. Gene Ontology annotation, cellular component: small-subunit processome; nucleolus; Mpp10 complex. The record is from RefSeq and is a predicted model, not a curated record. NCBI's taxonomy places the organism in Eukaryota, Metazoa, Arthropoda, Insecta, Hymenoptera, Apidae.